UGGAGAACUUGAAAAUGGAGAAAAAUCAAGACCACAACGCGUAAUUCUAGAGGAACAAAAAGACUUAAAGAGUGUCGCUAAUACUAUUGAGUCUAAGGGUGAAGCAUCUGAAUACAUAUCCACUCAUCAUUCUAGUAUAACUGUACCAGUAGACACAUCGAUACAGCAUUCAUCUCCAGAUUCUUACGAAACUCAAGAAUUAGAUAUGCAUAAAGGUGUCGAUUCAUCACAUAAGAGCUCUACUCAGUAUUCUCAUUCAGAUAAUACAUGGCAAAUGAGUGAUUCACGUGGAAACUCUCCUCAACAUAAUUUAUCUGGUGAUCAAGAUUUAGAUGGUAAAACUCAUAUUGAAAAUAUUCCUGCUAAGGAUAUCCCUGGAAGUCAAGCUCAUGGUGAUCAAGCUCUUGCUAUGAAAACUGCUGAUGCUUCACCUAUUGCUCAGAUUGAACCAGUUAGUGAAGAACAAAUUGAUAAAAAUUCUAUUUCUAGAUCUACUGUUAUAGUUAAUACUGAAAAUAUAACUUCUGAUAAUGUAGAUACUGUUACUGUAGAUAUUA
Molecule: messenger RNA, 557 nt
Organism: Plasmodium cynomolgi strain B
Lineage: Eukaryota; Apicomplexa; Aconoidasida; Haemosporida; Plasmodiidae
Exons: 1
Source: RefSeq, a predicted model, not a curated record